Molecule: messenger RNA, 3020 nt
Organism: Klebsormidium nitens
Lineage: Eukaryota; Viridiplantae; Streptophyta; Klebsormidiophyceae; Klebsormidiales; Klebsormidiaceae
Source: the annotation of a GenBank genome assembly
GCCUGCUGUCACACUGCAUUCAGCCUCAGUUUCAUGUAUCAACUGUCACAGAAGCUAAGUUCGAACCUUCAAUCCGACCGGCUUUGCUGUCCGCUGUAAGAGCUUGCCAAUCUGAAAAGUUCAGAAUGCUGUCGUAGCUUCUCCUGCGUUUCAAAGGGUGUCCUACGUCAUCGAUUGUUGAUCUCGAAGCACUGCUGGAAGUUAAGCUUAGUGGUGACAAUGGCGUCGUCCCAGGUAAUCAGAGGUCUUACCCAAAGCGCAGCAUUGCCCUUGAGCAGCUGCUCAGCUCAGUCAGCUGCCUCCGCGCACGUACAGCUGUCACCGCUGCCUGUACAGCUGUCAGCACUGCCCAGGGAUCGAACCGUGAAACAGCAUGUGAGCUCCAAAGUUUUGGCGUCUGAGUUCUCCGGUUUGCGCUUGGAUUCUUCGGCGGGGUGUUCCACAAGCGGUGCGCAGCCGCCCAGAUCAGAGAGAAGGAACAGAAACGGGGCAGCGCGAGCGACUGCAACGGUCGGGACUGAUGCGCAGACGCUGAAGAAGGUCGAUCCGAAGUUAUCACAGCGGUGCAUAACGGCGAUCAGGACGCUUACUGUGGACUCCGUCGAAAACGCACAGGCUGGCCACCCAGGCCUCCCUAUGGGCUGUGCGCCAAUCGGCUAUGUGCUGUUUGACGAGGUCAUGAAGUACAACCCCAAGAACCCGCAGUGGUUCAACCGCGACCGCUUUGUGCUCAGCGCGGGGCACGGCGUGCUGCUGCAGUACAUCCUGCUGCACCUGGUGGGCUACGACAGUGUGCAGGUUGACGACUUGAAGAGCCUCUGCAAGUGGGGCUCCCGCUGCCCUGGUCACCCGGAGAAUCUGCUGACCGGGGGCAUCGAGCUCACCACUGGUCCCCUCGGCCAAGGAACCGCCAACGCCGUCGGUUUCGCCAUGGCCGAGAAGCACCUCGCCGCCCGGUUCAAUCGCCCGGGGCACGAGAUCGUGAACCACUACACGUACUGCUUGGCUGGCGACGGCUGUUUGAUGGAGGGCAUUAGCAACGAGGCGGGUUCGAUGGCCGGUCACUUGGGGCUAGGCAAGCUCAUCAUGUUCUACGACAACAACAACAACAGCAUCGACGGGCCCACGUCCAUCACUUUCGAUGAGGACGUCUGCAAAAGGUACGAGGCCCUCGGCUGGCAUGUCCAGAGGGUGGGUGAUCCGGACAGCCAUUUGGACGAUCUGCGCCAGGCGAUCGUUCGCGCCAAGAGCGUCACGGACAAGCCGUCCUUCAUCCAGGUGGACACGACGAUCGGGUACGGAUCCCCAAGCAAGCAGGGCACCGCUAAGGCGCACCACGGCACGUUCGGCCCGGAGGAGGUCGAGAAGAUCCGCGAGACGCUGCACGCCGAUUACAAGGAGCCCUUCACCGUCCCACAGGACGUGCUCGACCACUGGCGCCAGAACGUGACACGUGGCGAGCAGGCAGAGGGCGAAUGGAAGCAGGAGUGGGAGCGGUAUCAGCGGGAGUACCCCGAGGAGGCCCGGGAGCUGGACAACCUCGUCAACCAGAGACUGCCGGAUGACUGGGAGAGCGUCAUCCCGGACUUUUCCGGCGAGACCAAGGGCGACGCGACGCGCGGCUGGAGCGAGAAGGUGAUCAACGCGCUGGCCGGCCGCGUGCCGGGGCUCAUCGGCGGCAGCGCCGACCUGGCGACGUCGAACAAGCUGUACCUCAAGGCGUGGGGCGACUUUGAGAAAGACGCGCCCGCCGAAAGAAACAUCCGAUACGGUGUGCGCGAGCACGCAAUGGCUGCGAUCUCCAACGGCCUCGCGCUGCACCGCAGCGGGCUUAUCCCCUUCGCCGGCACGUUCUUCGUCUUCACGGACUACAUGCGCGGGGCGGUGAGAAUAAGCGCGCUGAGCGACGCUGGCGUCAUUUAUGUCGUCACCCAUGAUUCCAUCGGCCUCGGAGAAGACGGCCCGACCCACCAACCGGUGGAACACCUGGCGAGUCUGAGGGCUAUGCCCAACAUGACGGUGGUGCGACCGGGGGAUGCCAUUGAGGUGGCCGGGGCAUACAAGGUGGCCAUCAAGAACCGCAGCGGCCCCACCAUGAUCGUCCUCUCGCGCCAGAAGCUGUCGAGCGCUGUCGUCAGCGGCACGUCAGCGGACAACGUGGAGAAGGGCGGGUAUGUCGUCAGCGACAACUCGGAGCCGGGCAAGGUCCCCGACCUGAUCCUUCUGGCGACCGGCGCAGAGCUGGAGCUGAGUGAGAAGGCCGCCACGAAAAUGCGCGAGGAGGCCGGCUUUAAGGUCCGUUUGGUUUCCAUGGUGUGCUGGGAGCUGUUCGAAGCUCAGCCCGAGUCCUACCGGAACGACGUUCUUCCUCUCGAGUGCCAAGCCCGGGUCUCAGUCGAGGCCGGGAGCAAACUAGGAUGGCGGGAGUGGGUCGGCCCCCGGGGCAAGAUUAUCGCAGUCGACAGAUUUGGCGCAAGCGCAGACUAUGAUACGCUGUUUGCCAAGUUCGGGUUCUCGGUGGAUAACAUUGUCAGCGUGUCGAAGCAGGCGAUCGCAGAGGCAGUGCCGGUCUAAAGAGCGAAGAUUUCGUUCCUUUUCCGGCGGUUCAGAGGUUCAAAGGGGCUUGAACGUGGUGGGAAAUUGGCGGGUUGGAAAGGGAUCUCUCCUAUGAAGUGGUACUGUUGUUCUGAAUGGAAAGCCAACGUUGGGUACAGAUCAGGAUUGAUCCUUUGGCACCAUUGUGGCAUUGGACGAAGCGUCAGCAGUCAGGUAGAGCGAGGCUGACAGGCGGAAAAUAGGGAGUGUACAAGUUCUCGUUUCCUUGAUGAAUGUUCGAGUCAGUGAACGCGGUCCAAAUGUGAUGCUAGUUUUGCAGUUUUGUAACAGUACUAAAUUUGAAUCAUACCAUCGAAGUUUUGUGAGAAAUAGUGCACGCAUCAAAAAGUUGAUUGCAAAUUUUUGGAGAUAUAAACAGAACCAAUAAGAUCUGAAAACACUUUUGUCCUCAACAUGUCCCUAAU